This is a messenger RNA of Trichechus manatus latirostris (Florida manatee), 2454 nucleotides long. RefSeq names its product carbohydrate sulfotransferase 10 (gene CHST10). Gene Ontology annotation, molecular function: sulfotransferase activity. The transcript has 5 exons. Gene Ontology annotation, biological process: proteoglycan biosynthetic process; carbohydrate biosynthetic process. Lineage: Eukaryota; Metazoa; Chordata; Mammalia; Sirenia; Trichechidae. Gene Ontology annotation, cellular component: membrane. Bases 33 to 1103 code for a protein of 356 amino acids. The record is from RefSeq and is a predicted model, not a curated record.
GAAGACUCCCUGAAUGGCUGACGUCUGACAACAUGCACCACCAGUGGCUUCUGCUGGCCGCAUGUUUUUGGGUGAUUUUCAUGUUCAUGGUGGCUAGCAAGUUCAUCACGUUGACCUUUAAAGACCCCGACGCGUACAGUGCCAAACAGGAGUUUCUGUUCCUGACAACCACGCCGGACGAGAGCAAGCUGUCAGAGGAGAAGCACUUUCCCGAGGAACUGAAGCCAACUGGAAAAACGCCUUCGGACAGCCGGCUUGUUCAGCCCCUGGUCUACAUGGAGCGCCUGGCACUCAUCCGAAACGUCUGCAGAGACGAAGCCCUGAGGAAUCUCUCACACACGUCCGUCUCCAAGUUUGUUCUGGACCGAAUAUUUGUCUGUGACAAGCACAAGAUUCUUUUCUGCCAGACUCCCAAAGUGGGCAACACUCAGUGGAAGAAAGUGCUGAUCGUUUUGAACGGAGCAUUUCCUUCUAUCGAAGAGAUCCCUGAAAACGUGGUCCACGACCAUGAAAAGAACGGCCUCCCCCGCUUGUCUUCUUUCAGCGACGCAGAGAUUCAGAAACGAUUGAAAACCUACUUCAAGUUUUUUAUUGUACGAGAUCCCUUUGAAAGACUCAUUUCUGCGUUCAAGGAUAAGUUUGUUCACAACCCACGCUUUGAGCCUUGGUACAGGCAUGAGAUCGCUCCCGGCAUCAUCAGGAAAUACAGGCGGAACCGAACGGAGACCCGGGGGAUCCAGUUUGAAGAUUUUGUGCGUUACCUGGGCGAUCCAAACCGCAGAUGGCUGGAUCUUCAGUUUGGGGACCACAUCAUCCACUGGAUGACGUUUGUAGAGCUCUGCGCGCCCUGCGAGAUCACGUACAGCGUGGUGGGACACCACGAGACGCUGGAGGACGACGCUCCGUACAUCUUAAAAGAAGCUGGGAUAGACCACCUCGUGUCGUACCCGACCAUCCCUCCCGGCAUCACCGUGUAUAAUAAAACCAAGGUGGAGCACUACUUCCUCGGGAUAAGCAAACGAGACAUCCGGCGCCUGUAUGCACGUUUUGAAGGGGACUUCAAGCUCUUUGGGUAUCAGAAGCCAGACUUUUUGCUAAACUGAGACCUAGGACCUGUGCAUUCAAUUAUCUUCGUUAGACCAGGGGCUAGCAGGUAGAGAUCUGAGCACAGAAAUGACGCUUCCUCGGUGAUGCUCCUGAAGACUGCCACAGUCUCCCGCGCACCUGCCAGCACCUUGGCUCGUGAAGUAGGGCCCGACUGUGAUCACUUAGUGGGGGCACAAGCUGCAGUGAAGGGCCCCCACCCCACCCUGACUGGUGUCUUUAGGAUGCCACUACGUUUGCUCUCCUCAGAGGAAGAAAAAGACUAAAAAUGUGCAGCCUGACAGACCAGGAGGGAAAUGACACCGUGUCAUGUCACUCAUUUGUCAGAGGUGGGCUCUUUCCGUGGUGAUCUGUAACGGUCAGGCGGCAGUCUCAUCUGUCACAGGUGGAUUGCAGCCUCGGCGCCCAGCACUUCCAGGAGGGACAGGAGAAGCUAACGGACAGCAAAGAUGGCAGGGGCUGACACGGGAUCAAACUCCAGUAAUACAACAAUGGUGCUGCUGUCAUCAGGGAGGCCAACCGAACUUCCCACGGCACGAUUGUUUUCUUCUAAAUUGCAGUAAUGACCAAAGGGCAGUGUCAGGCAGAACAGCUUCUCAGAAUACAUCCCUGUAUAACGCUAGUUCGUAUAUCUGAUCCUUUGCCUGCUAAGCAGUUACCUGGUUCGGCCCAAGAGGUACAGCUGUGGAAAGUGAGGGGGUGUGUAAUGUUUCCACCCGAGAGAGGGAACAUUUUCGGGGGUCUUACAGGGAACGUGGCACAGUACCUGAAGGCCUGGCGGGUUCCAGGAGCGGAGGAUUUGUGCCAUGGGUUUGUGCCCAUCUCCUGACUUGUGCAGCCUUGUGUCUUGAUCUGCCCCGCUCUGGAUGGGCAGCAGGGAGUUCUCCACCAGCCUCCUCCAGGAACCCCCGCCCUGGGGCCGAAGGCAGGCAUGGGCAGCGUGCCAGCACUGCAGAAUUCUGUACAGUUUACACAUUUCAGUUUCAUCUCAGCCAGAUAGACACCCGCCCCUGGGCCCAUUUCUCAUACUGCCACCAUCCUGGACUAAGAGGCUGGAAGAUGGGUGACUGAGUUCACCAGCAAUAAAAUCCUGGGCUGACACAGCCUGCAGGCGCUGAGCGAGUCCCCAGCAAGGAGCAGGCCACAGGCACCAUCUGACCAUGUGGGUCCUUGAGGUAGGACCCUUGUGAAGAGCCCCAAGAUCUCAGCCUUGAACAGAUGGCCCCAGGCCCGGGAGGAGGGAGCUGAGCUUUUCUUCCAGGCAGCCUCAACCUUUCGUUUUUCUCAAAGUGGCACUGGAAAGAAGGCUUCCUGUGUUUCUAAAUGUGAAGGUAAAACAAAAUUAAAAAC